Messenger RNA from Drosophila miranda, 5573 nucleotides. RefSeq names its product protein mini spindles-like. Gene Ontology annotation, cellular component: spindle pole; kinetochore; microtubule plus-end. Gene Ontology annotation, molecular function: microtubule plus end polymerase activity; microtubule plus-end binding. NCBI's taxonomy places the organism in Eukaryota, Metazoa, Arthropoda, Insecta, Diptera, Drosophilidae. The transcript has 14 exons. The record is from RefSeq and is a predicted model, not a curated record. Gene Ontology annotation, biological process: establishment or maintenance of microtubule cytoskeleton polarity; microtubule polymerization; centrosome duplication. Bases 16 to 5562 code for a protein of 1848 amino acids.
UUCAUUUAAACAAAAAUGACACCCAAAAACGUUGAAGAGGAUGGAGAUGCUGGGACUGAAGAAAUUGACCCCAUGGAUCUGCUUGAUCCUGUGGACAUACUAUCCAAGAUGCCCAAGGACUUUUACGAGAAACUCGAGGAGAAGAAGUGGACUCUCAGGAAGGAGGCUCUAGAGGCUUUGGAGAAACUGCUCACAGAUCAUCCGAAGCUGGAGAGCGGCGAGUAUGGGACUCUGGUGAACGCCCUGAGGAAAGUGAUUACCAAGGAUUCCAAUGUGGUACUGGUGGCCCUGGCUGGCAAGUGCGUGGCCAUGUUGGCCAAAGGAUUGGGCAAACGCUUCUCCAACUAUGCAUCGGGCUGUGUGCCGUCGCUGCUGGAAAAGUUCAAAGAGAAAAAACCCAAUGUGGUGGCUGCUCUGCGUGAGGCCAUGAAUGCCAUUUACAUGUCCACAUCGCUGGAGGCCCAGCAGGAGGCCAUUGUGGAGUCCCUGGCCAACAAGAAUCCGACCGUCAAGUCUGAGACGGCUCUCUUCCUGGCCCGCGCCCUGUGCCGCACCCAGCCCACGGCCCUGAACAAGAAGCUGCUCAAGCUGAUAGCCACCAAUCUUGUAAAGACCCUUAAUGAACUGGAUCCCACGGUGCGCGACCGCAGCGCCGAGGCCCUGGGCACCCUCAUGAAGCUGGUGGGCGAAAAGACGCUGGAGCCACUGCUGGCCGAUGUGGAUCCCCUCAAGAUGAGCAAAAUCAAGGAGUGCUACGAAAAGGCAGAGAUCAAGGUGAAGAUUGUCGGCCCCAAAAAAGAGACGCGUCCAGCCUCUGCCCCGCAAACGAAGGCUGGGGGAGCAGCCAGACCCACGGCAGGCAGUGCGGCACCAAAGGCAGUGGCACGACCCGCCACUUCGGGGGCACGCAAGUUAGUCAAGAAGAAUCCUGCAGCCGCAGCUCCGGCUGCUGCCGCUGCCUCCAAGGCAGCAAAUGCCAAGGCGCUGGCCACCGAGCGUGAUAUGCCCGCGGAGGAGGUGCAGGACAAGGCGGAGGAGAUGCUGCCAGCCGAAAUACUCAGUGGAUUGGUGGACUCCAACUGGAAGACGCGCCUGGCUGCCGUGGAGCAGCUGCAGGGCGAGAUCCCCAGCUACGAUGCCAAGCAGCCGGGCAUCUCCCAGAUGCUGGUGCGCACCGUCAGCGGUCGGAAGCCCGGCCUGAAGGAGAUGAACUUCCAAGUGCUCAAACUGAAGCUGGACAUUAUACGCAGCGUCGCGGAGACCUAUCCCCUGACCACCAUCACCGUGGAUCAUGUGAUCAACGAGAUCACGGAGAAGCUGGCCGAUGCCAAGAACGGACCAGUCGCCGGCGAUGUCCUGUCCGCCUUUGCGGAGGCCACCAAGCUGGAGUACGUUGUGGGCAAGGUCCUGGGCUUCGCCUUCGAGCAAAAGUCCCCGAAAGUGCAGUCGGAGGCAUUCAAUUGGGUGGCCAAGGCCAUUACGGAGUUCGGCUUCCAGAUGCAGCCGAAGCUGCUGAUCGAGGAGGUGCGCAAGGGCGUGCAGAGCACCAAUCCCACGGUGCGUGGUGCCGCCAUCCUCCUGGUGGGCACCAUGUCCAUGUACACUGGCCAGUCCCUCAUGAUGUUCUUCGACGGCGAGAAGCCCGCCUUAAAGGUACAAAUUCAGACGGAGUUCGACAAGAAUGUGGGCGAGAAGCCGCCGCGUCCAGUGCGUGGAGCACAGCGUGGGAGCGGUGGCGGUGCCGGCACUCCAGAUGGCGGCGACGACGACGACGACGCUGGCGGUCAGGAUGAGGAUAUGGCCUGCAACAUGGCGGAUCUGCUGCCACGCGUCGACAUUGCACCGCAGAUCACGGAGGCGCUGCUCAAGGAAAUGUCCGACAAAGACUGGAAGAUUCGUAACGAGGGACUGACGAAGCUGCAGACCAUCAUCUCGGAGGCGCGGCUCAUCAAGCCAUCUAUCGGAGACCUGGGCCCCGCCUUGGCCCACCGUCUCGUGGACUCGAAUGCGAAGAUUGCCCAGACGACGCUCUCCAUCUGCGAGCAGCUGGCCACCGCCAUGGGCUCGGGGUGCCGCAACCACGUGCGCACCCUCUUCCCGGGCUUCCUGCAUGCCCUGGGCCAUGGAAAGGAUUUCGUGCGGGCCGCCGCCCUCAGCUGCAUCAAUACGUUCGGCGAGAAGGGCGGCUACAAGGAGUUCUUCGAGAGCGAAAUGAUUGCCGAUGCCCUCAAGGGCCCUUCAACAGCUCUCAAGGUGGAGCUGUGGGCGUGGUUGGCGGAUAAACUGCCGGGAAUACCGCCCAAAACGAUUUCCAAGGAGGAUCUGAACUCCAUGGUACCGCAGCUGUAUGCCCACAUCUGCGAUCGAACGGCGGAUGUGCGAAAGAACGCCAACGAGGCGGUCCUUGGGGUAAUGAUUCACCUGGGAUUCGAGGCCAUGAACCGGGCCCUCGACAAACAGAAGCCCGCCUCGAAGGCGGCCAUACUGGCGUCCCUCGAAAAGGCGCGUCCCAAUCUGCCCGUCAAGCCGCUGCCCAAAGGCAAACAGCAGGCGCCAAUACUCGAGAAUUCCGUCAAGAAGACAGUCCGUGGAAGAGGCACCAUUGGAGGGGCUGCAGCCCAGAAGGCGCGCAAUGCCAGGGCCACUGUCGCAGGCGAGAAGGCGGCGGUCACAUCGCGAAAGAAGGAUGAAGAUGUAGACACGUCGCCCCUGCUGGCUGUCAAUACGGCCAAGAACCAGCGACUCCUCGACGAGCAGAAGAUGCGUGUCCUCAAGUGGACCUUCACCACGCCCCGCGAGGAGUUCAGCGAACUGUUGCGCGAACAGAUGACGGCAGCGAGCGUAAACAAGGCUCUAAUGGCCAAUAUGUUCCACGAUGACUUUCGCUAUCACUUGAAAGUCAUCGAACAGUUGAGCGAUGAUUUGCCCAGCAAUGGCAAGGCCUUGAUCUGCAAUCUGGAUUUGAUACUCAAGUGGCUGACGCUGCGCUUCUACGAUACGAACCCUUCUGUCCUGCUCAAGGGUCUCGACUAUCUGAUGCAGGUCUUCCAGAUGCUCGUCGAAGUGGAAUAUAUCCUCGGGGAGAACGAGGUCGCAAGCUUUGUGCCUCAUUUGCUGCUCAAGAUUGGUGAUCCCAAGGACACUGUACGGAAUGGCGUGCGUCGCGUCCUGCGUCACGUACUGUUGGUCUAUCCCUAUUCCAAGAUCUUCCCUUACGUUAUGGAUGGCCUCAAGUCAAAGAAUGCCCGCCAGCGCACCGAGUGCCUAGACGAACUCACCUUCCUGGUCGAAUCGUACGGGGUGGGAAUCUGUUCGAAUGCCUCCAUCAAGGACAUCUCUCGCCAGAUCUCCGACCGCGACAACUCUGUGCGCAAUGCGGCCCUCAACUGCAUGUUGCAGGUGUUUUUCCUCACAGGCGAGAAGCUCUACAAGCAGCUUAACCAUCUUAACGAAAGGGAUCUCUCAAUGCUGGAUGAGCGCAUCAAGCGGGCCAAAAAGACAUACAAACCGCCAUCGACUGCACCCGCAGAAAUGCCAAGCGGUGGGGGCAAAGUGGCAGCCCCGCCUCGCCUCCAGCAGCAGGAGAGCAUCGAGAUCGAGGACGCUGUGGUGGGCAAUGGCUACGGGGAUGAGUUGCCGCCGCCAAGUGACGGCAAGCAGCGAGAGAGCAACCAAAUGGAGGGAAAUAGCAUGAAUGUGGCGGCCUAUUUAAAUCCUCUGACUCGACAGGCCACCUUCGACCAGGCACCGUCCUCACAGCAGUCCCAACAACAAAGGCCCAGUGGACCCUUUGGCUUGGACCCGCAGGUGAUAGCUGAGAUCGAGAAGGAUUGGGUGCGCGUGGAUGAUAUGAAAUUCAAGGAGCUGCCGUCCGUGGACAUAUCGCUGCUGUACGAGCCCAUCAAGGUAAUACCCACUAACGGAGGCGUCUAUUAUCCACAGGAUAAGUUCGACCGCCUCAUCUCACGCCAGCAGUACAUGCCCCAGACCAUCACAACGUCCCCCUCAGCCAAUGCCAGCAUGGCCAGCGGCAUCUCGCCCUAUCGCAGAUCCUUCCGCAACCAGCAACAGCAGCACCAGAACCACAUGGAGAACCAUAUUCCCAACCUGGCUGAUGUCCUGCCCAAGCAUGAUCCACAGCUGGUGAAGGUGAUCAAGGCUGUCAGCAGCAUGGACACCAUGAAGGCUCGGGCGGCCAUUAACGAGCUGGCGGCCAUCAUUGAGUCGCCCGAGAAGCAGGCCGUCCUGCGCGACUAUGAGGACAUAUUCAUACAUAACGUGCUGGAACAGCUGAAGCAUCUUUCACAGCAGCCAACGGCGCAGUCUUUGGUGAUGUACCAGCCGCUGUUGUCCAUUUUGUAUACGUUUUUCCAUGCCAACAUUCUGGGCAAAACACUGGGCGUGACCUACAUCAAGCAUCUCAUGUCUGCGCUGCUCCAUUUGAUGGCCGAUCCCAAGUUGGCCAACGGCGAGGACGGCCAGUACAACAAGGUGAUCAAUGGCAUCUGUUUGAAAGUGCUGGAAAAGGUUAAUUUCACGAAUUUAAAUUGUGCCCUCAUCCGUUUGCUGCGUGAAACCUGCCCGGUGGCUGGACUCCCCAAAUUCACGGAUCUGCUGAUGAAAUGCAUUUGGCGGAACGUCAAGAUGCUGCCAGAGCGCAGCAAUGAGCUAAACUACGAUGACGUGAUAUUGGAGGCGCACGAAUUCAUGCUGGCACUGCCCAGCACCUGGUGGCAGAACCGGCCAUCGGACACGCCGCUGCGCACAGUCAAGACGAUUGUCCACAACAUGGCCAAGGUGAAGGGCAAUGCCAUACUGCAGCAUCUCAAUCAGAUACCCACACACUCGGAGUUGCACACGUAUUUGAUACGCAUCCUGAAGAAUUUCCAAAAGGAUGGCUCUUCGGUAGGGACGGGUGCCUCACCACAAAGAGCCAAGGAGAUUGCUUCGAAGCGUAUCUCGCAUCAGACCCAUGACACAGUAUCGCAAAUCUUUAAGCUUAUCUCCGAUAGAGACACCAAGCAGCAAGGACUGCAGAAGCUAUACGAUUUUAAGCAACAAAAUCCAGAUAUAGAUCUGAGCACCUUCCUGCAGGGCUCCAGCGCCACUUUUCACAAGUACAUUGAGGAGGGUCUGGCAGAAAUCGAGCGCAGUCAGAAUGGAAUGCCCGGCUCCGCUGGACAGGCGCCGGACAAUCGCUUGGCUGCUACACGUUCUUAUCUCACAGAUGCCAAUCAUCAGAAUCUGAAUCAUAAUCAGAAUGCUGCCGGCGAGCGUGAUGCCGACUUCUGGAUGGACCGACUGCAGUAUUUGAUGGGCGGUGGUGUAGGUGUCGGUGUCAGUGUCAGUGGAAAAAUGAUGUCCACGCGCCAUACCGCAGACGAUGGCUCGCGCGUGAUGAUGGACAAUAAGGUGGCCGAUGAGAAUCUCUGCUUAAACUCGGGCUUGGGCUCCCAGAAGGCUUCGCUCAUUCGACGAGAGAAACCCGAUGUCUCGCCAAAUCGCUUGCAGCAUAUCCAGGCAAAGCUGGCACAGAUCAAGAAGGAGAGCCACGCCCAAUAGGAGUAUUAUGC